Molecule: messenger RNA, 2689 nt
Organism: Centruroides sculpturatus (bark scorpion)
Lineage: Eukaryota; Metazoa; Arthropoda; Arachnida; Scorpiones; Buthidae
Exons: 2
Coding region: 135-2231 (698 amino acids)
Molecular function (GO): protein binding
Source: RefSeq, a predicted model, not a curated record
UGUAGUAAACACGUGACUGUUUUGAUUUCAGUUUUGGUUUUGGUUUUGGUUUUAUAUAAUUGUCCUGUACUUAAACCUUCAGCCUCUAUUGAUAGUUCAAUACUUGAACAUUGUUGUUAAAACUACUAUAAAACAUGGUGUUUUACAAGAUUUGUGUGAUGGUUAUUUGUUGUUUGUUUUCUGUGUUUUUAAUCAAAAACGCACAUGGACGUAUUUGUGGUAAAGGAAAUCAUAAUGGAUCAACUGGUGAAUUGGUUCCUCACAGCCAAAACUUAGCAGGAGAAACAUGUAAGUGGCACAUAUUUCCAGAACAUAAUGAUAUGCCAGAGACAUUUUUGGUUUUUGAAGAGUUUGAAUUGGAUUCUCAAGACAAAUGCACCAUUGGCAAGUACAAUGGAUCAGUUUUAUUUGGACCUUUCUCUGGCAAGAUGGGAACAUUCAGUAUAUUGGCGGGUUACUUAUAUCUGGACGUUGUUUUGGAAACUGAAAAGACUCUUUUGCCUCGAAAAUUUAAAUUGCACUUUACGGCAGAGAAGUGUGAUUAUUACAUAGACAAUCAAAAGGGUCGCAUUGUUUCACCACUCUAUCAUGAUACACAGCGCAGUUAUGAAGUAGUUAUCUGUACCUGGAGAUUUCGGGAUAUUAGUGGGGUAGAUCUGAUGUAUUGGAUUAAGUUUGAUGAAUUUCAUCUGACCAACAGUACUUUGCAUAUAAAACACGAUAAUCACGAAAAAGUUUUAACAGGUACUGAUGUGCCUUCUGAAUUUCCCAUACCUGAACACACCAUUUUUGAGUUGCAUGUAAAUACUAAGAUACAAAAUGAGAAAUUCUCUUUAGACUAUGUGUAUGGAGAACAUAUUGUUCCCCAAACAGCAACUCCUGGUGAUGUUGGUCCAACAACUACCCCUGUCAUUAUUAAUGAUAUCUCAUUAAUUUGUGGUAAAACUGAUUAUGUUGAAGAGAGUGGAGUGAUAACAUUGGGAAAUACAUUGCAUACCACUAUAGAUUUUGAUUGUUUUUGGAAUAUUAACUGUGAAAAUAUUCCCAAUGCUAAAGAAUUACAUAUUCAAGUUGUGGAAUUUGAAUUAGCAAACGAAGAUAAUGUUACAGUUUUAGAUUCUUCUGGGAAAGUUUUAUUUGCAUCAUAUCAUGGUAAGAAAGAACCAUUUUCAAUACUUACUGGUGUUUUAAAAUUAAAAUUUCAUGUAGAAAUAAGUAAAAAACAGAAAUUUGUAAGAAAGUUGAAAAUUGCCUAUAAUGCUAAAGAUUGUGUUAACCAAUUAACAAGUGAAAAUGGGAUUGUGCAAUUACCAAUUUUUGAAUCUGGAAAAUCUAAAAGUGUAACUUGUUCAUGGACAUUUAGUUCGUCUGAUAAGACAUUGAUUCGAAAAAUUUCAUUUAUGAAGCAUAAGUUUAAUGGAAAAUUGUCAUUAGAGGGCAAUAUUCGCCCAAAAAAUACCUACACACACAAUAAUCUUCCUUAUGCUUUGGCAAAAGAAAAUGGAGUCAUAAAGUUAACUUUUGAUACAAAUUCAGAUAAUGAAUUCAUGUUUGUUUAUGAGAAAGUAUCUGAUUGUAGUUCAUUCAUUGAACUAACUAAAGAAACUUUGAUUUCUUCAGCACUGAAAGAUAAUGCUUUUGACUAUUGGGCCAACUGCUUUUGGAUAGUGGAGAGCCCAAGAGAUUCUGUCAUUAGAUUGGAAAUUCAAAAAUUAAAUUUAAUCAAUUUGCAGGAUUAUGUAAUUGUUACUGAUGGAAACAGUGAGAAAGCUCCUUUAUUGUCUCAAAUGAAUGCUGGUAAUCAAUACAGAAUAAGUAAGAAAGAGAUAAUAUCACAAAAUAACUCUAUAAUAAUAUUUUUUCAUACUCAGUCAGUUCAUGUUUCAGAAUUUGAAGCAAAAUUAAGCAUUUCUAAAUGUCCAUUAUUUUGUGAUAAUGGUUACUGCAUGCUUGAGAAAUGGAAAUGUGAUGGAAUUAAUGAUUGUGGUGAUUACACUGAUGAAAAAGACUGCAACAAAACAAUAGUGAUCCUCCCUCCAGUUGAGCCACCGAGGGAAUCCAAAACAAGCGAUAGCAGUAAUGGAGUUUCAAACUUAGCCAUAGGAUUAGCUGUACCAGCUGCCUUUAUUGGUGGAAUACUAGUCACAAUAGCAUGUGCUGCUGGAAAGCAAAUGUAUAGAAACCGUGUAUCCCAAGAUUAUGGAGCAUUCCCAAUAUUUAAUGAUCCAUGAAGUUCAAACAGCUCUUACCAUCCUGGGGCCAGAUUCACAAACAUCUCGUAUCAUAAGUUAAGACAAAUUUCCUUCUAAGUUACCAGAUAUGAAAAGUUUUAUGAUAUACUUUGUGAAUAUAAGUUAUGAUAUUGUAAAAAGUCUCAAAUAUUAUAUCUAAUAACUACUACCUUUUCCAGUAUACUGACUUCUAAGAGCUGAGUAUUUGUCUCCAUUGGUAAAUAAUAAAAUCAAUAGUUAUUAUCUGUUUUAAAAUAUUUCUUAUUCUAAACUACUAAGAUGUCCUCAAAUACUGAAAUGAAAAAAUUGACAAAUUUCUCAGUGGACUGUUGUGUAAAAAAUAUCUCAUUCAUUAUAAAAUUAUCCCUUUUUUAACCCCCCAAAAACUGUGUGUAUAUAUAUAUAUAUAUGGUUGUAUUGCAGUUACCAAUAUUUGAAAUAAAUGAAAAAAAAAAAAA